AUGUGUGUCAGCACCGCGCGGAAGGAGCUCGCUGGGCACUGUCGCAAAGCGUCAAAAGUCAAAAAGAACGACAGCAGCCACACACCACUGCAGACGGCAAGCGAUUCGAUCUCAGACUGGUUGUCUCGUCUCGGGAGGUUGACACGCCCGCGUCUCGUCUGUGUACGAUGUACGGGCGAACUUUGGACGAAGGAGGCGGCCGAGCAGGCUGCAGCGCACAUAAUACACAAAGCAGCCACAAGGAUUACGACAGAGGGCAACGGAAGAGUCACUGUUGGCAACCAGCGCUCCAUCUCAGCUCCGUGCAGAAGACAGGCUGCGACGAAGGCGAGCUGGGCAGACGGUCAAAAAACUGACGGCAAGAGACGACGCCAACAAAACUGCGCAGCAGAGCAGGACCAGGCCAAUCGUGGGUGGCGUUCCUUGCAGUUGGCUACACGAGUAUGCACGACGACAAUUGCGCGGACAGAUGCAGAGUGGCAGGUCCAAUGUUUGGUUGAGGGUUGGCCUUGCAGGAUUUGGCGACUUGGCCCCAGCUCCAAAGUCAUGACUACGAUGUAUAGCUUAUGA
This is a messenger RNA of Sporothrix schenckii 1099-18, 570 nucleotides long. RefSeq lists its product as uncharacterized. The record is from RefSeq and is a predicted model, not a curated record. The transcript has a single exon. NCBI's taxonomy places the organism in Eukaryota, Fungi, Ascomycota, Sordariomycetes, Ophiostomatales, Ophiostomataceae. Bases 1 to 570 code for a protein of 189 amino acids.